Molecule: messenger RNA, 2766 nt
Organism: Fibroporia radiculosa
Lineage: Eukaryota; Fungi; Basidiomycota; Agaricomycetes; Polyporales; Fibroporiaceae
Exons: 12
Coding region: 1-2766 (921 amino acids)
Source: RefSeq, a predicted model, not a curated record
AUGCCCACCUGCAGACGCAAGCGCGUCCUGCUCACCGAACCAUCUCCAGAGCUUCUCGCCAUUCUCAAGUCCGACCCUAACAAGGAUGUCUAUUAUCUAGCCCAGACCGGCGAGAUCUUCGAGUCUUAUGACUCUUCUUCACAUCCCAGAGCGUAUGCCGCGCGGAUGUCUUUCUAUAGGCUUAAACAGUUUCAAUGCGAGGUCACUGGGAAGAGUGGCUUGGACUACUUCCAGGCGGUCGAAAGCGAACGGCAUGAGGCACGGACGAUGCACUCCAGGUUUCCUGAUCCUCUCAAGGCCGCAGUCCUGAAAGCGGUACAGUGGCAGGUUAUGGGUCGUCUUGAUCAUUUAGUCGAAGCAAUAUAUGAACGCUUCAAGGACCGCUACUAUCCGGAUGAAAGAGUACUGGUCGACUUAGAAGGCGAGAAGUAUCUGGCUCGUGUCCUUCAGGUCGUGCCCCCCGAUGUUCCAUCCAUCGCUUCAACUUCCAGGACAAGUCCACCUGCAUCAGGAUCUACGCCAUCUUCUUCAUUGUCCGAUGACGAACGGUCCAUCCACAAGAUUGCUGAAGAUUUAAAGACGUCAGUGAAGGAUUCAAUCGCCAAAGAUGAUCCGGCCAAGUAUGUCUAUCAGGUCCAGGUGCUUGACGAGGAGCAGCAACCCGGGGCGGGAAGACACGAGAAAAACAAGAGCAAGGAUACAGCGAAGUGGUGUGGUAUCCUUCUAGAUGUGCGCUGUUCUGUCAUCGGUCGCGAUCGUUUGACCUUCUCUAAAUCCAUCCUUCGACGCUUCAUUCGCGACUGUGUAGAUCGUGCACCCGCGGUUGCAUCUCCGUGGACAGUGAAGCCUACCAUCGCAGAGCGAUAUGGUGUGAAUACCGUUAUGCCCGAGGAGACCAGGAAAGGUGUGGAGAAUAUCAAAAAGGGCGAGAUAGACAAGCGCAAGAAGGUUUGGGAGGACAAGGAGGGUCCUCCAACCAAGAAGCAGAAGAAGAUGACUGCAGCAUCCGAAGAGAAGGCUAAAGCUCUCGCCGCUGCAACCGAAAAGCGAGAGCGAGAAGCGCGCGAGAAAGCCGAUAAGGUGCAGAAGGCAAAGGAGGAGAAUGAUCGUCUUGCAGCAGAGAAAAAGAAGAAGAAACCAAUCAGGUAUCCAACUGAGGAUCUAGACGUUGUUAUUGGCGAUAAGGAGAAGAAGGCUGGGAUGAAAUUGAAAAGACCGAUACCAAGCUGCGGAGCUAUGCCUUUCGGUCGUGACACACCAUUGAAUGAUGCCUUCCUUAUGGCUUGGAACUUUCUGGUGGUGUAUGGGCAGCCGUUACAUUUAUCCCCGUUUACAAUGGACGACUUUGAGCAAGCUUUACGACACUCUGUUCUAGAUCCGCCCUGUGUUUUAUUGGCCGAGAUUCAUGCUGCGCUCAUCUAUAACUUGCGCACCGUCCCUUUCAACAAGCAUAGUGCUGUGCUGUCCCUUGUACGAUCAAAAAAGGAUGUGAGGGGCGACAUAUCAUUUAGCGUGUCAUUAGAUCAACUCACUGGUGCUAUGGCCGAUGUUGGCAACAACUGGGAGCGCGCCCCACUCCGCCACUCUGAGGGCCGAGACGGCUGGGAGGAGUCUCUUGUUGGGUGUUUGAAAGAUCACGCGAAUUUAGGCAAUUUCCCUAAAAUUCGUGAAAUAUUUACUCGACUCCUGUUCGCCCCGGAUUCGACUUCAGAAGCAUCACUAUCAGCUAGUGGUACACCGUUAUCAAGUCCGGAACCAAUUCCUCUUUCGAUCCCUACACAUCCAAGUAUUCGAUAUUAUUCCCUGUCACCUGCUGACAGAGUCACCAUAUUGGCAUUUUUGUGUAAUUUGGCAAUAUCCAGUAAGGCGAUUCACGCGCACAUGGAGUGGUCUGAGGAGCAGUUGACUGCUUUGCGGAAAGAGAAAAUAGAAGUGAAUAGGUCGAAGAAGCAGUGCAUGGAGGAGAUGAGUGUUCUGAACGGAGAUGCAAAACUCGACGGUGCAACCAAUAACGGAACGGACGUUGUGAUGCACGAAUCUAGCGAUCUUUCUGAGAUUCCUGGCUCAGAAGGGGAAGGGGAAUCGUCGUCAGCGGCUCGUCCUAAGGACACUCGGCGUACAGCGGCCAAAGAACGGGAGCUAGCGCGCGCAAAGCAAGCAUCGGCGAAGCAAGCGUUGGCGGAACAUCGGCGAUUGGAUGAAGAAGUCAAUAAGCUCGAGCGCCGGCUCGAGGGUAUUGAGCGAGAAUUCAGGAAGCUACUGGGGUCCGUUCGCGUGAAACCUCUGGGAAAGGACAGGUUUUAUAACCGCAUUUGGUGGUUUGAUGGUAUGGGCGCGGCGUCAUUGGUAGGGAGCGGUGGUACCGUACAAUACGGGACGGGGCGGAUUUUUAUACAGGGACCAAGUGAAUUCGACAUAGAGAUACUAGAUCGGAGAGAAGAGGAUGUCUCCGUACGGAGAAAGGAAGAAGAAGGCGGAGAAGGAAUGCUGGGCGUUGGCGAAUGGGCAGUUUUUGAUGAUCUAGAGGAGAUUGAUGAGUUCAUUGCUUGGUUAAACCCAAAAGGCGUUCGCGAGCUGGCUUUGAAGAAUGCCUUCACGAAGUGGUGGCCGCACAUUGCACCCGGCGUUCGGAAACGUACUGCAGACUUGGUUACAAAUACGAAAGUGUCGGAGGCAAGGCGCAGCACACGAAAACAUGCUGGCGCGGAUGUUUCGAGAGAGCCGUAUAUGCAGUGGACAAACCGCAAAGCGAUGAAUGCUUCAUGA